Cydia strobilella is the source of this 1721-nucleotide messenger RNA. It is a transcript of the gene Hand, whose product is annotated as transcription factor 15. Lineage: Eukaryota; Metazoa; Arthropoda; Insecta; Lepidoptera; Tortricidae. The record is from RefSeq and is a predicted model, not a curated record. The transcript has 8 exons. Gene Ontology annotation, molecular function: DNA-binding transcription factor activity, RNA polymerase II-specific; protein dimerization activity; RNA polymerase II transcription regulatory region sequence-specific DNA binding. Gene Ontology annotation, biological process: regulation of transcription by RNA polymerase II; developmental process. The coding region runs from base 126 to 890 and encodes 254 amino acids.
AGUGGCUUUAUAAUUUAUGAAAACUGGUGUUAUAAGAUUUGAAAAUUAUUGUGUUAUUAUAGUGAUGUGGUAAAGAUGUGGUUUUUGUGAAUAUAUUUUUGUGCCGUUUGUUCUUUCAAUCGAGGAUGUCGAGCUAUGGCAGUAUCUCUCCCUCGGACGAAGGCUUCGACCGAUAUGAGCCUCCCUUCUAUUGUCCACCUAGUCAUCAAGGCAGCCCCAUGGACGGCGGAGUGUACUGGCCCGGGGUCGAGCCCGAGUUCGACUCCCGGGACGUGUACCACGAUAACCAGCACUACAUCUCCAGGAGCUACGGUUACGACGACGUGAACAUGUCCAACGACCCCUACGACGGCUUCCAGAACGUGCACCAGAACUACAUGCAGAACAACACAGUGGACUGCGAACUCCAGCUCCCCCGCUACCCCCGCCCCGCCGCCCCCUCCUUCGUCCGCGUCGUCAAGCGACGCAGCACAGCUAAUAAGAAGGAGCGCCGGCGCACGCAGAGCAUUAACACUGCCUUUACGGAUCUGAGGGAGUGUAUACCUAAUGUGCCGCCUGACACCAAGUUAUCUAAGACGGCAGUGCGGUCGGCGGGCGUGAACGCUGCGUUCUCGUUGCUGCGCGCACGCAUCCCGCGCGUCGCGCCCGACACUAAACUAUCCAAGAUCAAAACGCUUCGGCUGGCCACCUCCUACAUCUCCUACCUUCUCAAGGUGCUGGAGACGGAUGGGGAGCCGGCAGGAGGCUUCAGAGCUGAGCUGCAUCACGCACCACCGCGCCGGAGAGCUGACACACAGAGCACAGCAGAGAAGAGAGGGAACGGGCGGACGGGCUGGCCGCAGCACGUGUGGGCGCUGGAGCUCAAAACAGAACAGAACCUGAAGACUUAAUUCUAGUCAGGCGUGGCUCACUCCGCGAUCGCGUCGCUACAAUAAGUACAUGCGGCCCACACCAAUUUUGGUGUCUAGCCAUAGUAGUUGCCGCGCACCGCUACGGAACGGACACCUGCUCGCGCUUGCGCUACCUAGCGGUCAUAUCUGUCCUAAUAGGCGCGUUUUGUUAGAGAGUGAACCUUCUGUACCAAGUACUAUUAUUUAUUCUGUGCUCUAGGUCUAGACCCAGAGCUUGUGACAGUUGCGACAUUAUAGUCGAGUCGAAUAAUGGUCCCUAUGUCAGUUCCUCCAAGUUUCUUUUUUGUUGGCCUUAAUUUAGAAAAAAUAUUGAAGAAAUUAUGUAUUUACCAUUUUUCUUACUUAAAUGUUACAUUUCAAUAAAAUAAAUUACAGUGUCUGUCUGAAAGACAUCGCAAAUUGAAUACCAAAUGUUGUAGCCCGUAGUUUUUAUAGGGUGCCGUACCCAAAGGGUAUAAAAACGGGACCCUAUUACUAAGACUCCGCUGUCCGUCUGUCUGUCACCAGGCUGUAUCUCUUGAACCGUGAUAGCUAGACAGUUGAAAUUUUCACAGAUGAUGUAUUUCUGUUGCCGCUAUAACAACAAAUACUAGAAAGUACGGAACCCUCGGUACGCGAGUCCGACUCGCACUUAGCCGGUUUUUGGAAUUGCCCGACAUUCUGAACUUUUUCGAAUUACUCUAACUCUAAUACACCUUAGUUAUGAAAUAAGAUACAUUAGAGGUGCCGACGUGACAUAACUCAAAAUAUUUUUGAGACAAAAUAGGAAUUGAGUUCAUAUUCUGCCAAAAAACAUUUCGCAUGUUUUCA